Calypte anna (Anna's hummingbird) is the source of this 1138-nucleotide messenger RNA. RefSeq names its product VOPP1 WW domain binding protein (gene VOPP1). The transcript has 5 exons. The record is from RefSeq and is a predicted model, not a curated record. The coding region runs from base 366 to 872 and encodes 168 amino acids. NCBI's taxonomy places the organism in Eukaryota, Metazoa, Chordata, Aves, Apodiformes, Trochilidae. Gene Ontology annotation, cellular component: cytoplasmic vesicle membrane.
CUUCGCCUCGCAGCGGCGCUGCCCGCCCGGCUCCGGCUGCCGCCUCUGAGGGGGUUCGGCGGGUCAAUCCGCCCCCGCCCUGCUGCGGGGCUUCUCCGCCUCCGUCCCGCCCCGUUUCUUUGCCCCCGGCGCGGGUUUCUCACCGCCCCUUCCCCCGGGUUGACUGUCAGCCCGCCUCGCUCGCUGCCCCCUGCGUCUCCGUGUCCCUGUUCCCCCGCAGCCCCCGGAGCUUCCCCAGCCGCUGGGCGCCGGGGAUGGCGCCGCUGACUGCACCCCUGCGCGCCUAAGGAGGCAGGGGCGAGCCCUCCGCCGCCGUGGGAGGAGGAGGAGGAGGAGGAGGAAGAAGAGGAGGAGGAGGAGGAGAGAUGAACCGCUUCCAGCCCGGGGUCGCGCUGCUGCUCUCGCUGCUAUGGGAGUGUACAGAGGCGAAAAAGCACUGCUGGUACUUUGAAGGAUUAUAUCCUACAUAUUAUAUAUGUCGCUCCUAUGAGGACUGCUGUGGCUCAAGAUGCUGUGUAAGAGCUCUGUCUAUCCAGCGACUAUGGUAUUUUUGGUUCCUUUUGAUGAUGGGAGUUUUGUUCUGUUGUGGAGCUGGUUUCUUUAUCCGAAGGCGCAUGUAUCCCCCUCCACUAGUAGAAGAACCUACUUUUAACGUGUCUUAUACCAGACAACCAGUCAACACUGCAUCAGGGUCACAACAGCCUGGAGUGCCGUAUUACACAGAUCCAGGUGGACCUGUGAUGAAUCCCAUGGCUAUGGCUUUCCACGUCCAGCCUAAUUCCCCACAAGGAAACCCAGUUUACCCACCCCCACCUUCCUACUGCAACACACCACCUCCCCCUUAUGAGCAGGUGGUAAAAUCCUCCACGUGAGGACUCUGGCUCUCUGACCUGACUCUGUGAGAAGAAGCUGCCAUUGCAAAAUGACCAAGAUGGAGGGCAUCUGCCCUUUUGAACAUUUGCUAGUUCUCCAAGUUCUCUCUCCCUUUCUUCCUUGCACCUUUCCUCAUUAAAGUUACUUGCUAAGGGGUGAUUUUAAUUUUUUUUUUUAAAGUAGAAGUGGAUUUUUUCUUUGUCUUCAAAAUGAGAGAAAUUGUCUUUGUAACGCUUUUAAUGGAAACCUGUAUUUAAAACCUAUA